UUGCGCGCGCUCGCACACACACACACACUCGCUCAUCAUCAAUUAUGUGGCCGUGCCGCCGACGACGGAUAAUGUAUUAUAGUAGUAGUGCCCGAAAUACGUAUCGCGCGUCGUUGUGUUUAUUGUGAAUAUCAUGUUAUGUUGUUGUUAUCGGCCACGCUAAUUGCCGUCCGUGUAUCGUUGUGCGACGGCGAUGUUAUUGUCCGAACUACCGCGACAUUAGUGCCGCGCGCCGCCAUCGAAUUAUCGCGAUCGUCGCCGUCGCCGCCGCCGUCGUCGUCGUUGUUAUUAUUACUAUUAUUAUUAUUAUUAUGUAACGGAAUCGAAUUGCCGGACACUGCUGCUGGCGUCGUGCGAGAAACGGUAAGGGUGCUAAAGCAAUAAAUAAUAAAUAGGAUCACCGUUUGCCGUGAAAACCGGACGAAAAAUAAUCACGAUAUUUGCAUUUGACAACAACAAGUAGCUGACAGAAUUCAACGAGAAAAAUAAAUCAGAAUAAAAUUCAAUUCUAGGUGGCUAAAGCGUAAUUGAAUGUAUGGUGUGUGCUGCAGACUGGAAGGCACCGUGGAUUCUAUACCACAGGGCCUAUUAGACGGCCGCCCUGCCAGUUCAGUGCUUCUCACUCAUCAUCAGUAUCAACAAUUACAACAUAUACAAGCACAACAAGAACAAGCUGCUGCAGGAGGGUUAACAUUAACACUUCAUCAUCAAACUACAGGUACAGGAAAUAAUGGUGUACUUGCAGGAGGACCUCAACUAGUUCUCGCAAGUUCUCAGGGACAAGGAAUAACCACUUUUCCAACUGUAACCACACAACAAGCUGCAACAUUACAUCAACAUACAAGUUUUCAACAAGUGCUACAUCAACAUGUUCAGCACUCAAACAUUCUUCACUCAACAAGCAUACGACAGAUGGGUGCCCAGCAGCACACAUCUGGUACAAUGGUUCAACAACAACAGGCUACAGCAAUAUUGGAUACCACAAACACAAAAUGUAUACCACAAUCACCUUCAUCACCAUUCUCUUCUCGAUCACUUACUCCCUCUCCUCAACAGAGGGUUAUUACACCCCAACCACAAGUUAUCCAUCAGAUGAUGAGUACUAAUGGGCCGGUUUUACAAUUUAUUCAAUCAAAUAGUCGAAAUAAUGUAAAUAAUGUUCAAGUAAAAAAUAAACCACCCCAAAUAUUACCUAAACCUAAUAAUCAUGUACAGAACCAUGCUAGUAUUAACAGCAUUAAGUCGCAACAAACACAUCAUUCAACCUCAAUACAUAGUCAACAACAAGGUGCUUUCUUGAUAAAUCAAAUUAUGCCUACUGCUGGUGUAAUAGUUGGUCCACAAACAACUAGUGGUCUUCAGCUUUUUCUUAGAUCCCCUAAUACUCAAAACCAUAAUACCCAACAAGCUCAAGUCACUUGCAAUGGUACUCAAAUUUUACUUCAACAGCCUAGACAACAGUCAAACCAGGUUGUGAGGUUGGUAAGUGGCCAAAGUGUUCAAUUACAGCAAAUCCAAACAUGUUCUGGUCCAGCAUUAGUUGCAUUAUCACCUCAAUCCACUAUCACACAACCAUCAAAUAAUAGGUCAAUGAAUAUUAAAAAAAAGAAACCAAAAAUGCAUUCAAGGCCACAAGAUGAUGAACCUGUACGAUUAGACCUUGCAAAUCUAAUCAAAUUAUCUGGCAUUGAUGAAGAAGAAUCUGGUACACCUAUAAUGCAACAAAAUCAAUUAAAUCAAAAUAAUAGAAUACAACAAACUCCAACCCCUCCUCCACAAUCUCAUCAGCAAUCUGCGCCUUUAUUAGCUCAAUUACAAACUCCUACUUCUUCAUCUCAGGGAGGUUUUCGUUUGUCUUUAGUAGAAGAUGGACGUAUGAUUGUACACCAACCACAGAUUACCACUAAUACAUUAACUCAGAAUGUUUCUGCAAGUGUUGCUGCUGCAGCUCAAACACAGUUAGCUCAGUUAGUUGCUGAUCAUGGUGGUCACAUUCUUCAAAAUGCUGUUUUGAGUGUGGCUGGUGCUGAAUCAUUACUUCUUAAAGGAGGAAAUGCAACGUUACCCACCCAACCGCAAAAUGGUUCUGGCAUGCGCAUUUUGGCAGAUGUUUCUGGUCGUCUUCAAAUUGUAACUGUAUUAGAACCUCAAUCAUUACAACAAAAUAUUAUUAAUGGCCAACAUUUGAUGUUCCCCACUGCUGGUACUCCUGUAAGUGUUGAAAAUCGACAAAAUCAUCAGCAAUUUGUCAUGUCAACACCUGUUGAAGAUCAAAAUAAAGUAAUGCAGCAAAAUAAUAGUAUUCGAGUAAUGCAUAGCAGUAGUACAAUGGUGUCAAGUUUAGACCAUCAGCAAAGUAGUAGUAUUCAACUUGUAUCUAACAUGAUGGAUAGUCGGCUGUUAGUAGCAGCUAACAAUGAUUCUUCAAGAAACAAUGAUAUUUUAUUUAAUGAAGAACAAAACCGAUUGCAAAUAGUAACUAAUUCUUCUUCUACAUUGAAUAAAAAUGUAGAAUUACAAAAUCAAACUCCAAUAAUUCAUACUUCUGAAAGAGUAAUGCAAACUUCAAUAUCAAGGUCUAAAACCGUACCAGUAUCUUCUCAUAGUCCUAGAAGUAUUCAAUCUGUGAUAAGUCCUCAAUGUAGCCCAGCUAUGUCUCAUAGUUCUAGAAGUAAUUCUAAGAGUCCUGCCUCAUAUAAUUCUCCUAUACCAUCACCAAAUGUUUCUCAGUCAUUUACACCAAUGUUGCCAAAUCGACCAAAUUUAACUAUUGUAACAUCACCACAACAAAGUAAUAUGCAGUUUUCAAAACCAUGCGCUGCCGUUAUAUCACAAUCAAAUGAUAAUCACACAACAUUGUCUAAUUAUCAAACAUCUGUUAUUAAUAGAACAAAUAACAGAAGUCCAUUAGCGGUUACAUCAAAAAUAUUCAGGCCAAAUAGUCCUCCUAAAGCUUCUGUUCCACUAGAAGUUCAAUCUCAAAAUGCGUUUUUAGAUAGUAUUGCCCAAUCUCAUCCAAAUAUAUUGAUCAAUAAAACUAUGGUUGUUCCACCUUGUGCUAAUAAAGCACCUAUUAAACCAAGAAAAGUAAAAAGAGCUGCUGUUGUGAAACCAAUGGUAUUUCAAUGUGAUGAAAAAGAGAAAGAACAUCACGAUACACCAGUUCCAUUAAAUUCACCAGAGAGUAGUAUUUCAAAUCAAAGGGUAAAAACUAUACAACUUACGCCACAAAAACAACAGUUGUUAAAAGCAGUUCAAAAUCAAAUAUCUGCUCUGAGCGCAAAAAAAUACCGUACAAGUAGUGAGCAAACUGCUUUACAAAGAUUGUUUAAUGAACAACAAAAAAUUUUACAAUGUGGCAAAAUUGUUCCUACUGUUUCUGGACAAAAUUCACAAGGAAUUACCUAUGUAUCUACACCUGUAAGAUUAGUGCCUCCACCUUGUCCAAUGGCAUCAAGUCCACCUCAUACCUUGUCACCUCCUCUUACGGUGCAAACAUCAACUACUGCAUCUCCUCCAACUAGUAAUAAAUCAACAUCUCCCUUGCAUGUACAAGUUGGAACUCAAACAUCUUGUGAACCUUCUCCAACUCUUCCUGCAUUCAGUGCUUCAAAACGAAUAUCAUUAAUUUCUGAGCGGAUAGCAGCUGAUCAAUCUGGUGCAACUAAUCCUGAUGUUGUGACGCCUUUUAGUUCAGUAAGUGAUGCUGUAAAACGAUUAUCGCGGUACCACUGCUUAAAUGAAGCCGUAUUAUCAGAAAGAGAUUUAGAGUUAGCUGAUGAAAUAUUUGAGUCAACUGCCAAACAAAUGUUGGAUAAAAAAGCGUCAUUAUUUAAUAAAUACCGUUAUCUAUUAUUUAAAGAAAGCAUGAGAGAAGUGCAAACAUCUGAAUUGAUCAUGUUGGGACGAAGAUUUGAUGCUGAUGAAUCUGCGCAAUUACAACAGUUAAAACAAAAUUUGAAUACAAAUUCAGUUAAUACUGCUUCGAGUUGUAAUGAUGAAUCCAUAUCUAAAAAACGUGAACACCAACUGGAGGAUGAGCAGUCUACAUCAGAAAGCAAACGUCAUUGCCCUGAUGAUGAAGAAAUAAAUGCACAGGUGCAAAGCGCCAUAGACAGUAUUUUGAAUUUGCAACGCAGUGAUCCGGCAACAGAUGAAGCGGUGCGCAGCAUUUUACCGUCCUAGCAUACUGGUCAUAGGAAAUGUUUGACCACAGCGUGAACAUUAAAAUAUUGGUUCCUCAGUGUAUGGAUUUCCUAAACGCGAUUAUGGUAAUAUUUGACUGUGUUAAUUUAAUUUUUUCCUUUCUUUUUUAUAUAGAUAUUUUUUCUUUAAAAUACCUUACACUUAAUUAAACAAAUGUUUAAGAUAAAAAAUAUGUUAAGAUAGAAAUUUAAGAUAGUGUAAGGAUGGGCUUCAAAAAUUUUAUAAGAGAUUUGAAAACCUAAGUAUAUUCUUCCUGACAAUUAUUUUGAUGUUACCAAAUUUUUAGUUUAAACAAUAUUCUUUAUCUAGUCUACAAACAAGUCGUUGCAUCACAUACGUCGUUAUGGUUUAUACUUUUCAUUUUUCAAAGUUAAAUUAAUUAAAAAUAUGCAAAUAAUGAACUUGCUUCAUUAAUUAGAUUAAAUUAUUUUUAUUUUUACUCUAUUUUUGAGUUAAAAAUAUAUUGCCACAUAUUUUGUUGUAUCACUUCAUAACUUUCAGUCUCUUUCAUUAUUUUUAUUAUAUUAUUGAAAUUAUUAUAAACCAUAUUUUUGAAAAUAGUAAAUAUUCCCAACAAUAUUUUAUUGUGUGUAUCCAAUUUCAUUAAAAUAAUAUGAGAUCAACUUCAUAUACUAAUAGUUAUAAAUAUGUAUUCUUAUAUUUAUUUCAACUUAAAUGUUCUUGUUAUAGACUCAAGAUUAAAUAUAAUCUUUUACAAAGUUUCUUAUAAUAAUAUAUAUAAGUUAUACAUCAAGUGAUUGCAAACUUAUCCAUACCUUGUUUUUCUUUUAGUAAUGAAUUUAUACAAAUUCUGUUUGGAUACUUAAGUAUAUUAAGUAGAUAGCAUAUCAUUUAAGAAAUGUCCUGUGCCAAUACAAAUUUCUUUUUUUCAAAAGAGAACCAACUUUUAAGUAAAUGAUUUUUAGAAAAUUCUAAUCUGGUUAAAAUACUAGUUUAAUUUUUGAUAUGGAUUUAUACAAUUUUUUUUUUAAAACACCUAUUUAACAAUUAAUAAGAUUAAGGCUUAUUCAUACUUUAAAAAAUAAUUUUGUAUUAUCACGGGACAUUCCUUUAAUAGUAUACAAAAUUAAGUAUAGUAAAAAAUCCAAAAAUCAAGAGUUUUUAUAAAUUCAUAAUUUAAUUUAAAAGAAUGGAGAGUUUCAUGCUUGGUGAAUUACCUUGUAUAUUAUGUGUUUAUGUAUUUUUUAUUCUUACCAUGCAUUGUAUCUUGUUAUUAAUUGUAACCAAACAGUAUUUUUUUAUAUUAAUAAUAAUUCAGAUAUUUUUGUAAAAUUUAAUACAUUUCUGGAAUUCAUAAUAGAUUCCCUUAAAUGCAUUCAGUUAGUUAUCUUCUCGGUUUAUUUUUAUCACGUAGUCAAUAUCUAAUAUUUUAUGCAGUAUAACAUUAAAUUACCUACCUCACAUGAUUUUAACAUCAAAGUUGAUAAUAUUAUUAAGUUUUCAAUCACCCAACACUAGUUUAUUUUAAAAUAUAAAUUUAUGCAGAAUUAUAUUGGAGUAGUUAUUACAUACUCGACUCCGUCCCUUAAUGUUUUUAUAUAUCUUGUAAUAAAGAUAAAUCAAGUAUUACAGUGAAUUAUUCAAUAAACACAAUAUUGUAAUACCAUUUAACUAUAGUAUUAUUAUUAUUUUUCGUGUAUUACCCAGAUACUAAAUAAUUAUAAUUUAGUUGCCAUGGCUUGUCAUAUUCAAAUUUAUCUAUUAAUAAUACCAAAGUACUACUAAAAAUAUAAUCCUUUUUAUAAUAUAGUUUAUUUUGAAUUAUUUAUUAGUAUGUUGUGUAUACUAUUAAACAAUUUGUCAUGUGCUAUUCAUUUUAAAACAUCAAAUUUAACUUUUAUAUUGAUGUAAGUUAAUUGAUAUAUUUUUUAAAUAAUUUUCUAAAAUGGGUUGCAAUGAAAAAGAUUUACCAAGUCGAAUAGUCUUUACUACUGUAAUUGACUUUUAAAUAGAUAAAAUUUGAGUAUAAUAUAAGUAAUACUAAAUAAAUUUAAUAAGACUUCUUCUUUGGCAUUUUAAUUAAUUUUUAUAAAAUUUUAUGAAAUUAAAAGUAAUUUGUCUUUCAUUUUUCCUCAUGUUGAGAUAAUAAAUUUCUGUUUAAAAAUUUAAUAACUUUCAAAUUUACUAAAUGUAUGUGUUAUAAUUUGGUAGAUAUUAAAUUUUACAAAUAAAGUUCUUUAAAAAUUUUCUGAAUAAUUAAAAGUUGUUUAAUAUAAUCUAUCCAGUUUAAGGGUAUAAAAUAAUAAAUUGAAAAAACUUAAAUGUAAUUAUUCUAUAAAUGAUAGCAUAUGAAAUGUCCCAAUGUAUAUUAAAUUUGUGAUAAAAAUAAUAACAAAUUUAUAACUAGAAUUAUAUAAAGUAUAUUUAUUUUAAAAUUAUAUUAUUACAUUGGCAAUUUGUUUAUUAUAAAAAAAAUAAUAAAGAAAAUACUGUUUUAUUAUAACAAUGUUAAACAUUUCAUUCAAAUUUUUAAAAUUAAAUGUUUUUGAAAACUGCUCAUAGUUAUGACACUGAAUUAAAUUUGUUAUGUAGAUAAGAAAAGGGCCAUAAUUAAUAUUAAUUUGGUUAACAUAAUUUUUAUUAGAACUUAUAAUUUUGCAAUUCAGGUAAAUUACUCAAAACAUUUUCAGCCCAUCCUUACUAUUUUUUUUUUUUGCACAAAAGUCACAUAUUUGAAAUAUUAAAAAUUUUAUUAUUUUAAAGCAUCACUUAAUUGACUUGAAUAACAGAAAUUCACUUGACACCUAAUUAGGUACCUUUUUUAUAGUUGUAAACAUAAUCCCUAUAAUUUUUUUUUUUUUUUUUGUAUUUAAUUUAUGAUUUAUUUCUUCUGGCAACUAUCCUCGCUUUAGUUUUAGAUUUUAAAUAUUUAAAUGUACCUUACCUUAACUGGCACUAGUUUCAAUUUUAAAAUUGUCAUUGGCCAAUUAUAAUUAAAACUAGAAAAAUAUUUUGGCCUGUGUUAAUCAUCAAAAGUUAAAUGCAAGACCUCAAAGAAAUGGUUGAUUAUUUCCCUAAAUUUAAUAUUAAUAAGGGUUAUGUAGAAAGUGUAUCUCAUUAUUACCAAUAAUCAACAUUAAUUAUAGGCCAAAAUAUUUUUCUAUUAUGCAUUUCCCAAUUGUUUAGUUACCAAAAGCAUUUAUAAUUUAAAAAAAUAAAUUGUAGUUCUUCUUUUAUGCAAAAUAUUUUAUUUUUGCCGAAUGUAUCGCAGUUAUAUUAAAAAUGUGUAAUGUACUUUCGUUUCUGUUAUUUGAACGAAAAAUUUUUCCACAGGGUAAUUUAAAACCUAAAAUAAAUUUUUAAAUAUUUAUUCACUUUAGUCAAGUGUACUUAAAUAUAAACUAAUGUAACUCACUAAACGAGUAGUAUUUUAUAAUAUGCACGUAUGUUUUUUUUCUACGUGUCUUGUAUAAGAUCUCAAAAGCACAAAUCUAUAGAAUUUGGGCAAAAAUCUAUGUUCUAGAUAAACAUUUUUCAUUUUGCCAUUAAUUAUAUAUUUAUAUAUAUAUAUAUACAUAUAUUUUUUUUUAAUUUAUUUUAAAGUUACUUUAUUUGUAUAAUUGUUUAGUUUAAGUGUGUAUAUGUAAAUUAUUAUUGUGCUUAAAAUGAUGUUUUGUUGUGUAUAUAAUUAUUUAAAAAAUAAACUGUGAAUUAUUGUAAUAAUUUUGCAUACUUGACACUUGAGUAAUUAGAAAUAAAUUGUAUCAAAAAAAUUA
Molecule: messenger RNA, 7943 nt
Organism: Rhopalosiphum padi (bird cherry-oat aphid)
Lineage: Eukaryota; Metazoa; Arthropoda; Insecta; Hemiptera; Aphididae
Exons: 17
Coding region: 532-4185 (1217 amino acids)
Biological process (GO): positive regulation of DNA-templated transcription
Cellular component (GO): SWI/SNF complex
Source: RefSeq, a predicted model, not a curated record